UAGGCAAACAACUAAACGUAAGGAUACAUCGUUCAACUUCCCGCUUAAGGGUACUCACUUGUAAAUGAUAGAACAACAACGUAAACGCGUAGAACGCGCCGUAUCUGAUAUGAUCAACGAAAUGUAUUCAAGUCACUUACGCAAAAUGCAGUCAGAAAUGCAUUUAUGUGCAUCUAAAUGUUGUGACGACCAACGUGGGACCUUAGAUUCCGUGCAGACUUGCAUUGAGGGUUGCGCCGUACCGCUUACUAAAGCUCAGGACUAUUUGCAGCAUGAAUUGGGACAGUUUCAAGGACGUUUGCAAAAUUGUGUUAUGAAAUGCAGCGAAGAUGCUCGAGAAAGGCUGCCAUUAAAUCCUGGAGAAGCAGAACUCGCCAAAUAUCAACAUCAUUUCGAAUAUUGUACGGUGGCAUGUGUGGAUAGACAUAUUGGCCUUAUACCAACUAUGAUGAAGACUAUAAAGGCUGUCUUGGAGAAAGGUCCUAAAGCUUUGCCACAAGCAUAGAAAAGUUGCUGAAGCUGUAAAUAAAUUGUAAUAAAAAUUAUGUUGUAAUGUGUGUGUUUUAUAAACUAAAAUUAAAACUUGAUGAGUAAGGUAAAUGGUUAAUUAUUAUUAAUCCCCGAACAGGGGAGGUUAAGUUUGCAACGAAUUUUGUAAUCCCCAUGAAACGUGGGAAACUAUAAAAUAAAUAUAUGAAUUAUCAGCUUGGCGCUAAUUCCUCAGUUUUUGAGAUAUAUAUCAGAAUUUUUGAACCUGUCCAUUUCCCUCCAAAAAGCUGUUCAUUUGUGGGAACCACCGAUAUCGGUGCAUAUAUUGCAUAUGCAUAGCUGUCAUAAAAACUGAACGAUCAAAAUUCAGCAAAUUUGGCAUUGAACAAUAUUUAAGGUAACGGUAC
Molecule: messenger RNA, 896 nt
Organism: Bactrocera neohumeralis
Lineage: Eukaryota; Metazoa; Arthropoda; Insecta; Diptera; Tephritidae
Product: protein FAM136A-like
Exons: 3
Coding region: 65-505 (146 amino acids)
Cellular component (GO): cytoplasm
Source: RefSeq, a predicted model, not a curated record